GUUCCGCUGGUCCGUCCUGUGUAUGGAUGUUGCAUGAAGCUCGGCUGACCUGCAGCGGCAUGUGUGUUAUUUUUUUUAUGAAUCAUUUUUGUUUUCCAGCCGGUUUUGCACCAUAGCAUAACACAGCCGCAUGUAGCCAUUUUCUGGACUUUGUAGCAUAACUUAAAACCGAACACAGGGUUCAGGUGUGUGAGGGAAACAAGCAGAGUUCACCUGUCGGGCUACGGCUUAAUAAAUAAAUCUGACGCCAAGUGAGUCCAGCUCGGUGGCAGUCAGCAUGGACCCGGACAGCCGGAGCCGGGACCCGGACAGCCGGAGCCGGGACCCUGACAGCCGGAGCUGGGACUGGGACCGGCCGCAGUGCCGGGCUCAGAUGGAUGAGAUCUUCUUCCGCCAGCAUGACUACAUCCCAGCCGGCAGCCCUGAACACGCAGACUUCUGGGCCUUCUUUGAGCGCUUCCAGAGGUUUAAAAUGAAGAAGGACGUGUCCGGGUGUGGGGGCAGCAGAAAGGAGGAGCGGGAUGAAGGAAAAGAGAGCAGGAAGAGCUCCGCCGCAAAGGUGGAUAUCGGCCUUCCUCAGGAGUAUGACGCCCGCUACCGGAUCAAUGUGUCCGUGUGCACCCGGGACGUGGAGGAGCGCCUGGGGAGGUCGGAGCAGGGAGGCAGACGGAGCUCCGCGGGUCCGGGCAGCCAGGAGGUGACAGACUGCCGGCUUGCCCUCCUGCACUUCCUGGACUUCAGUCAGAGGCAGAGCUUCGGGAAACUGGCCAAGCUCCGCCGGGAACAGAAGAAUCUGCCCAUCUUCCAGUACCGGGACCGGAUCGUGGAUCUGGUGCGCCGGCACCCGGUGGUGGUGGUGGCAGGGGACACGGGCUGUGGCAAAUCCACCCAGGUGCCCCAGUACCUCCUGGACGCCGGCUUCAGCCACAUCGCCUGCACUCAGCCGCGGCGGAUCGCCUGCAUCUCCCUCGCCAAGAGGGUCACCUUCGAGAGCCUCAACCAGUACGGCUCCAAGGUGGGGUACCAGAUCCGCUUUGAGACCACGCGCACCGCCGCCACCAAGCUGCUGUUCGUGACCGAGGGGCUGCUGCUGCGGCAGAUCCAGCAGGACGGGGCGCUGGCUCAGUACCAGGUGGUGAUUGUGGACGAGGUGCACGAGAGACACCUCCACUGCGACUUCCUCCUCGGCGUCCUGCGCUCUCUGCUGCUGAGCCGCCCCGCCCUGCGCCUCAUCCUCAUGUCGGCCACCAUCAACAUCAAACUCUUCUCCAGCUAUUUCAACAAUGCGCCUGUGCUGCAGGUGCCGGGCAGGCUGUUUCCCAUACAGGUGAUAUACCAGCCCAUUCCCCCGGAGGAGCAGGUGUCGCGCUCUGAGAAGAUGGAUCCCAGGCCGUACCUGCGUGUCCUGCAGGGCAUCGACCAGCGCUACCCCCCAGAGGAGCGAGGCGAUCUGCUCAUCUUCCUCAGCGGUGUGGCGGAGAUCUCCACCAUCCAGGAGGCCUGUCAGGUCUACGCCACACACACCCGCCGCUGGAUCGUGCUGCCGCUGCACAGCACCCUCUCUCUGGCCCAGCAGGAUAAGGUGUUUGAUAUUGCUCCUCCUAGUGUGAGAAAGUGCAUCAUCUCCACAAAUAUUGCAGAAACCUCAGUUACCAUUGAUGGAGUGCGCUUUGUCGUCGACUCGGGAAAGGUAAAGGAAAUGAGUUUUGAUCCUAAGGCUAAGAUGCAGCGUCUGCAGGAGUUCUGGAUCAGCCGAGCCAGCUCUGAGCAGAGGAAAGGCCGCGCUGGUCGAACGGGUCCAGGUGUGUGUUACCGCCUGUACGCCGAGUCAGACUACGACGCCUUCGCCCCUUAUCCUGUCCCUGAAAUCCACAGAGUGGCUCUGGACUCCCUCAUUCUGCAGAUGAAGAGCAUGUCCCUCGGAGAUCCGCUUUCGUUUGCCUUCAUUGAUCCGCCUCCAGCUGACAGAAUCCAGACUGCAGUGACUUAUCUGAAAGAGCAGGGGGCGCUAGACCGUCACAGUGAGCUGACCUCGAUCGGCAGUUUGCUGGCACAGCUGCCUGUGGAUGUCGUCAUAGGGAAGAUGCUGGUGCUGGGCUCUCUGUUUAACCUGGUGGAGCCGGUGCUGACGGUGGCAGCGGCCCUCAGCGUGCAGUCGCCCUUCCUGCGCAGCGCACAGCACAACCCGGACUGCACCACCGCACGCCAGCCCCUGCACAGCAGCCAGGGAGACCCCUUCACCCUCCUCAACACCUUCAACGCCUGGGUGGAGGUGAAGGGUGAGAGAGGUGGGGGCUCGAGGAAGUGGUGCAGGAGGAGAGGCCUGGAGGAGCAGCGCUUAUACGAGAUGGUGAAUCUACGCAAACAGUUCAAGGACUUGUUGAAGAGCCACAGCCUGCUGGAGUCAGAGUUCAGCGCGCCCUCUGGUGGCCACCGCUCGCAGCGCAGGGAGAGGCUGACGGAGAGGAGGAAGCUGCAUCAGCUGAAGAGAGACCACGAGCAGCAAGAGGGCAGCAGACGGAAAGUGCUGAGGCUGGAGGAGGGCCAGGAGGGCGAGUCCUCCUCAGGGUCCGAUGGAGAGGAAACAGGCCGAGGCAAGAAGGACAAGGACGGCUCAGGACAGAACAUGGACAUACAGGAGGUGAAGUUCAAGUUGCGGCACAACGUCUCAGAGCUGCAGGAGGCGGCCAGCUCCAGCCAGGAUCUGUCCUCCCGUCAGCACUCUCUGCUGAAGCUGCUGCUGUGCCGCGGCCUCUACCCGCAGCUGGCACUGCCCGACGAGCACAACAGCACACGCAAGGACACGGAGCAGGUUUUCCACACCAAGAAUAAGCACGGCGUGGUGAUCCACCCGACCAGCGUGUUUGCCAGUGACCCGGAGGUGUUACAUGUUCCUGAGGACGAGACCGGACACACGGCUCCAGACCGGAGGGACAGCAGCAGACACCAGCUGCUCGCCUUCGUCACUCUGCUAGAGACCAACAAGCCCUAUUUGUCCAACUGCGUCCGGGUCCCAGCGCUGCAGGCUCUGCUGCUGGUAGCGAACUCCGUGGACAGUAAUUCGGACUGUACCCGUCUGGUUGUGGAUGGCUGGCUGGAGCUGGAGCUGCGGGAUGCAGAGGGAGCCCUCAAAGUGCUGUCCACGGCUCUGACCCUCAGGACGGACUGGGAGCGCCUGCUGCUGGCCCAGCUGGGGAAGGGCACCACCGGGGGGCUGGGGGGACCCGGGGUGUCCCGCAGAGACAUGGAGAAGCUGAGCGAGGGCCUGGUCCGCUUCCUGCUGUACACUGAGGUGAGCUACAGCCUGCGGAGGCUCACUGCCUUCCAGACCCAGAACCUGUACAUCGGCCCUCAGCCUGAGCAGGACCCGUCCCAGACCCAAACCGCCAACCUGAACCCGCUGUUUCCAGGAGUCGAGGCCAAACCGGACCCCGUUAAAGGAGGCCUGCGCGUCACCGGCUUCUUCACCUACAACUGCCUGGCGGACUCCAGGGAUCUUUACAGCGAGUGUUUACGCACUUUCUGGACGUGUCCAAACUGCGACCUCUACAUGCCUCUGACUCCCCUGGAGCGCAUGCAGCACGAGGCCUCCUGCAGGCCGGCCGCUGAACUGCAACAGGAAGGAGAGCCGGAGAAUGGCAAGGCGAGCUCCUCGUCAGCGUCCAGCCUCACCAGAGUGUAUCACUGCGACGUGUGCGACGAGGACCUGAGCCUCACCUCCACUGAGAUCCUCAAGCAUAAACGGCAGCACAUGUACUCCGCCAAGUGACUGACCGAGCCGACAAACGGAAUGAGGACCGCAGUUUGUUCCUGUCUGGUCACGUUUAUCACGUGGAACCGACUUAAGACGUUUUUCUAGAAUAAACCAUUUUUAUGUUC
Myripristis murdjan (pinecone soldierfish) is the source of this 3879-nucleotide messenger RNA. It is a transcript of the gene dhx34, whose product is annotated as DEAH (Asp-Glu-Ala-His) box polypeptide 34. Gene Ontology annotation, molecular function: RNA binding; ATP binding; helicase activity. NCBI's taxonomy places the organism in Eukaryota, Metazoa, Chordata, Actinopteri, Holocentriformes, Holocentridae. Gene Ontology annotation, cellular component: intracellular anatomical structure. The coding region runs from base 278 to 3769 and encodes 1163 amino acids. The record is from RefSeq and is a predicted model, not a curated record. The transcript is spliced from 16 exons.